CAGCAGGCAGCACGCAGCAUUACAAAAGUACUCGCACACACGGUUACACAUGGCAGGCUGCAGAGCGCUGCUGCCAAAUUAGUUUCCGGCUGUUAAAAAUGGUUUACAAAAUGUGCAAAAAGUGUUGAAGCACUGGAGGAGCAUCUGUUGCAUACAUUGACGACAAGAAAUAAUUGAAAUUUGAUCAGAAAUUGCACAAAACAAAACAGCGAAGCAAGCAGCGGAAAAUCAAAAGUUUUCCCACGUACCACGGGCCACCCACCUGUUGCUGCGUGAGGCCACCAUAUCCCGAUGCAGCGCUGGGGUCAUUGGCCGAAAAUUUGGGACUUUCAAGUGAAAAGCGUCGUGGACAAGUGUCUAACAAGCGGAAAUAUUCAAUAUUUGGUGCAGUGGCUGGGCCGUAUGGAUCCGGAGUAUACCUGGGAGCAUGCGGAGGCGCUUCAAUGCCCCAAUGCGAUAAGUAAUUACGAGGCUGCGAUGGGAUACAAUGAUCCGCGGAUUGUUCUGGGCAAGCGUAAUACUUCAUCAUCGUCAUCUUCAUCAUCAUCGUCCUCGUCAUCGUCCUCGUCCUCGUCGUCGUCAUCGUCGUCGUCAUCGUCGUCGUCGUCAUCGACAUCGGCAGCGACCACAGUCUCGUCCUUGGUAUCGACAUCGAUCUCAUUCCAACGGGCAGAAAAGCAGCGCUAUUCAUCAUUUCCAGCGACAUCGACGGUCUCAUCGAACUCCCCGGAAAAGCUGCGCAACUCGCUACCGGAAUCAACAUGGGCUUUGUUAUCGUCAUCGUCAUCGGCGUUAUCGGAGCAGCCCCCCGAAGAGAAGCACUAUGCGUUAUCGGAGUCGCCCUCCGAGGACAAUUAUUAUGCGUUAUCGUCACCGGACUCACCCCAAGCGCCGGUCAAGAAGCGAAGUCCGUCGCCGCCAUGGAAGCCGCCCCCAGCAAAGAAGCGCAAGUCCUUAUCGGAAGAGACAUGGUCGUACAUAUCGACAUCGAUAUUGGCAGCGGAAUCAUUCAAGCUUCCGGUAAAGAAGCGCAAUUCAUCAUUGCCAUCGGCAUCGGGCUCAACCAAACCGAUGAUUCCCCAUCCCAAUCCCCAUUAUUCCAAGCGCAAGUCCUCAUCGUCAUCGUCAUCGGUAUCGGAUAUACCUGAAAAGAAGCGCAAGUCGUCAGCAUCGUCGACCUCCACAUCGUAUCUACUGGGCAAGCGGAAUAGUAGUUCGGAGGAUGGUUCCAUCUGGGAGUCACCCCUGUCCCCACCAUUGGAGGAGAAUUCGACAUGGGCGUCACCCUUGUCCCCGCCGCCAGAAAAGAAGCGCAAGUCAUCGGAGAGGAAGCAUAAAUCAUCCGAAAAGAGGCGUAAGUCAUCUGUUAAGAAGCGUAAAUUAUCUAGAAUGUCAAUGUAUUCGGAUAUAUCCGACUCACCCGUAUCCCCACCACCGGAAAAGAGUCUUCAAUUAUCGCGCAUGUCAAUGUACUCGGAUAUAUCGGAUUCGCCCGCAUCUCCGCCACCGGAAAAGAGGCGCAAAUCGUCAAUGGUGUCGGUGAAAUCGGAGCUAUCGGAUGUAUCGGAAGCUACGGCUAAAUCGAAUCUAUCGCAGGCAUCGCAGGCCCAAACGGAGGUAAGCGAGCCAUGGUAUAUGCGCACUCUCGAUCCAAGUGCUGGGCCGAGGGGCUUCGCCCGUGGCCUAGAACCGUUGAAGGUGCUGGGCGCCACCGAAGCUCUGGGCGACAUCAUGCACCUGAUGCAGUGGAAGGGAUGCUCCCAGAUCGAUCUGGUGUCGCACGAGGAGACCAGCAACUAUUGUCCCCAUCUGGUCAUCGAGUACUACGAGCAGCAUCUGUCCUGGCACAAUGUGCCCAAUCUCACGGAUGUCAUACUCGGUGUCCAUAAUUGGAAGAAGAAGGGCUAUGUCAACCGAUACCGCGAUAGAUAUGGCAAGAAAGGUCCAAGGCCAACCGAAAUUCUGUGAUUUUUCUAUGAUGAAUCAUACGAAUAAACAAAACAAAACAAAACAAACAAACAACAACAAGAUAUCAAAUAUAUAUAUAUAUAACCAAUAAAUGUACACAAAUACUAAAUGAACGUGUGUGAAAAUAUCUACUAGAGAUGCAUAAAAUGUAGUUGGUUUUUUUUUUUUUGGAAGAAAUAGAAGAAGAUGAAAAUACUAUGAGAAGUAAGGCAGAAAAGAUAUGAGAGAUACUUGUGCGAAAAUAUCAACUAGAGAUACAUACAAAGUAGCUGUUUUUUUUUUUGGAAGAAAGAGAAAAAAAUAUAUAUGCGCGAAUGGAUUGAAACGUUGAAGGGACAUACAGUAUAAGAACCUAUAAUCUAUAUACACAUUUUUUUUGUGAAUUUAUUCACCAUAAAACUAUGUACUAAGACGUACCAUGUACUUAGUACGAGACACACAGAGCGAAAGAGAGAGAGCGAGAGAUAGAACGAGAAGUAAGAGAAUAUGUGUAUUUUUUUGGAAUAUCUAUGAGAUUGUAUAUGGAGGCAGAGGC
Drosophila obscura is the source of this 2503-nucleotide messenger RNA. RefSeq lists its product as uncharacterized. Lineage: Eukaryota; Metazoa; Arthropoda; Insecta; Diptera; Drosophilidae. Gene Ontology annotation, molecular function: chromatin binding. Gene Ontology annotation, biological process: chromatin organization; negative regulation of transcription by RNA polymerase II. The coding region runs from base 292 to 1968 and encodes 558 amino acids. Gene Ontology annotation, cellular component: pericentric heterochromatin; nucleus. The transcript is spliced from 2 exons. The record is from RefSeq and is a predicted model, not a curated record.